This is a messenger RNA of Durusdinium trenchii, 1487 nucleotides long. The record is from the annotation of a GenBank genome assembly. Lineage: Eukaryota; Dinophyceae; Suessiales; Symbiodiniaceae.
AGACUCUUGGGCUGACAGCGGAUCGGUUCAGUGCCGGUGCCAUGGGGAUCGAUUUCCGCUCGCUAGAGGUGCCCAAAAAGGCGAAGGUGGGGAACUGGCGGCCAAGCUCGAUUAGCUUGGCAGAUGCACAUCAUGGCUUCUGGUCCAAAGUGAUGACCAGGCUUUGCCAAUGUACUUUGCCCUUCAUGUUUCUUCUCCAUUGCUUUGGCGCAGUGAAUUUGGACACCAUGGUGGCCCAAACUUGGCAAGAGCUGCAUUCGUGGCCAGCGCUACACUGGGCGAUGAUAGAAGCACUGGUUGCGGCAGUAUCAUUCGUGGGUUGGAUCUCCUGGUUCUUUUUGCUGAAUGAGAUUCCAUCAAUGAAAGGCUAUCGUAUGGUGGUGCGGGAGGAGUCGCACCCCAUCGGCACCCACUGCAUGACCGACAGGACGAAGCACAGAGUAUGGGCAUCCUUCCCAGUGUAUGUCCUGUCCAUCUUUGCCCUUCAUCUUGUGAAGUCGGCCCCAAAGGUGCAGAGCGAAGCUCCAUCCACCUUGCGACUCUUUUCGGAGUUGAUCCUGGGAAUUUGGGCUUAUGACUUCAUUUUCUAUUGGCUUCAUCUGGCCAUGCACAAAUUCCCCAACUCUUGGCACAAGCAUGAGAUCCAUCACGAGCUCAAGGUCCAGGAUUUGAACGGAGAAUGUCCUUGUGGUGGCCAUUUCAUAUUGCACAUCUGAGCGAAGGUGCAUCCCAUCUGUGGGACCAGCUUCCUUGCCCCAGAGCUGGUGGUGAAUCAAUCAUUGGAAGAUGGAACCAUGCAAGUCCUCAUCAACAUUCUCGUCCAAAACCUCCCGCUUUUUGCAGGUUUGCCCAAACACAAGAUGAGCCGCUUGCUUCACAACAUCUUGGUAACCUAUCUCCUCUCGGAAGCACAUUCAGGCUUGGAUCUACCAUGGUCAACGCAUCGCCUUUGUCCCAAGAUUCUGGGUGGUGCCUAUCGCCAUGAGUUCCAUCACCACCGGAGAGACUGUUGCUUCCAUCAAUUCUUUUGCUAUUUGGACGAUCUUCUUGGCUAUGGCCCGCCCAAAACUCGAUAGAUUCUUCACGACACCUUGUAGCGCAUUGACCAGCCACAGAAUUGACCAAGUCAUGAGAGGUGUGCUGUGAUUUGUGUCGGACUUUGCUCGUAUUGAGUUUUAUUGAAUUUGUGGCAUGUUCUGUACUGCGAGGAUAUCGCAUGCUGCAGUACUGCGAGGAUAUCGCAUGCAACAACUCGAGCCAGCAUGCCAAAGCUGCUGGCUCACAGUUGGUCUUACUGCCUAAAGUAUCUUCAGACGAUGCUUUGUGGUCCAAAAGCAUCCGCAAACUGGUGGAAACACUGGAAUCAUCCAUCGUGCUCGGACACAGAGGUGGAGAUGAGACUGACCACCUGUAGUGGGUGUUUUUCACCUCACGGCAAAUCCUGCACGGCUAUGCCUUGCAUCCCAGGCAGCAGAAGAACGUGGCUG